Messenger RNA from Drosophila kikkawai, 1891 nucleotides. RefSeq names its product VhaAC45-related protein (gene VhaAC45RP). The record is from RefSeq and is a predicted model, not a curated record. Lineage: Eukaryota; Metazoa; Arthropoda; Insecta; Diptera; Drosophilidae.
AAUUCCACUCCAACCCGGACAACUGGCAGUCGAAGGUGAUAGAGAAUCGCGUUGAGACGUAUUUUUUUAACAUAACACAUCCCCGAGAAUGAGAUACAUUCUCUGUUUAAUUGGGCUUUGCCUGGCCAUCGGCAGCUGCACUGCGUCCAUCAGUGGACCGUUUAUCCUGUGGGGUCACCCUAAGGUAUCCGGUCUGCAGUCAGAGGCCUUGGUGGACUCCAACAGCAGGGAACUGCCGCUGACGCAACUCUUCGCAGAGGCCAGGGCCAUUGUGUUGUUUGUGCGGAACUCUACCAGUCGAUUGGAGGGCACCAAGUAUCCCAUGUUCGAGAACCUCGUCAAGAGCGGUGCCUGGACAUAUUUGCCUCAGCGGAGAUUGGCCGCAGAGCCUUUUGGAAGCAAUUCGCACAUUCAGGUCGUGAGCCUCUCGGGACGCGGCGAAGACGACGACGCCAAGAUCCUCACAGCUUACAACGAGGCCCUGGCCACGUAUGGACGAGGCGAGGUUCUAGGUAUCCUGGCCAGCCGCGAGGAGGAGGCCCACUUCCUGAGCAAACGUGAGGCAGCUGCCGCAGAAGGAGGAGCCGAAGAGGCAAAGCCAAAGACGGAGGGACCCGAGGAAACCGAGGCCAGCUUCAUCUACAUAGCCGAGGGAAAUAAAGCAGUUCUCAGCCUCUAUGGGCCGCUGGAGCUGCGACUGAGCAACGAGACUCUUCGCCUGGUGGAGCACAUCAAGCAGAUCACCUUUGAUGACCAGCGCCAGAAGGGCUACGGCAGGCUGAGCAUCACCUUCAUGCCUUCGGGAGAGAAGUGCACACUGCGCUUCAAGUUCUCGCUGGUUCGUGGCUCUUGGACACUGCGCAACGUGGAAGUGGAGUACAGGGAGCUGAAGAGUGUGCUUGUGGCCCGCGGCGAUGAGUACUCCCUGCCCUCGGCACCGGUUGGGUUCUCCUAUCGCUGCUCCGCCGAGAACACUACCUUCACGAAUCCAAUAAGGAACGAGACCAUCCAGAGCCUGUUGCUCAGCGACUUCCAGGUAGAGCCGUGGCUGAAUGGACGCACCAAGUUCGGCGAGGUCUACGACUGUGUGGGCUUCGUUUCGGCCCCCAUUUUGGCGGGUUUGUUUGUGGUGACCCUGCUCCUGGGCAUCCUGGGACUAGGCAUCUCCGCCAUGCUCAGCAUGCACACGCCCAACAGAUUCGAGAGCACGCGCAGCAAGCAGUUGACCUUUACAAUUCAGGAGUAAGGGGGAGGAAAGGAAUAAGUUCAUCUGGAGGAGCCACUGCCAUGUUCGUCCAGAUCACCUAUGUGGCGUUCAAGCCUCUGGCUUUGUUUACCCUGGCCAUUGAGCUCUUCCUCAUUCAUCUGUUGUUUGUGCUCAUCGUGCUAUACGUUUAUGUGCUUUGGUAUUACUGACAUCAAGUGAAGAUUGUAAUCCUAUGCAUAGAGUAAUCGAGGAUAAAACAAUAAACAUUAUAAAAGUAUAAAUGUUGGUUAUUAACAGCAAUUGUGGUGUUACUGAUAAACCUGAACAUGAUAUAAAAUACACACUAAAGACACAAAGAUAUUCAUAACUUAUUCCAGUGUAUAGUUAUAUUAAAACACCUCUUUUGUCUGUCAGAACUAUUCAAUAACAAAAAUUAUAUCCCAUUAUAACCGAACUCUUAAAAGUUGUCAACAACAAAAUGUUAAACUUCAUGAACUUCAUAUAUAAAUAAUAAAUAUUCAGCCGAUUGUGUAAACGAUUUCAGCGAGAAUACAAAUUCAUUUAAAAUUUGUCUGCAAAAACCAUGAUAAAACUUAUUAUAAAAAAGAUUAUUUACUUAAUCUGGCCUCUUCAAGUGAAUGAGAUAUGGCACCAAUAAAGCUUCAUUCAACUUCAUUCACUUUA